This is a messenger RNA of Kwoniella botswanensis, 633 nucleotides long. RefSeq lists its product as uncharacterized. The record is from RefSeq and is a predicted model, not a curated record. Lineage: Eukaryota; Fungi; Basidiomycota; Tremellomycetes; Tremellales; Cryptococcaceae. The coding region runs from base 1 to 633 and encodes 210 amino acids. The transcript has 2 exons.
AUGGACGCUCUCAAAAAGAAGAGACCAUGGCGAGAUUGGCAAGGGACUUGGCAACCGCAACGAGAACAGAUCAUGGCCAGACUUCGGAAACUGGGUAUCGAUACUAGUACUUGGAACACGAAGAAGGGUCAAGUGGAGGUGAUUUGUAUUUCGGAUGAUAGUGAUGGUGAUCAGGAAGGAGGAGGACAAGGAAGAGAGCCAGGUGAUAUCGGUACCAGAGUCACAGUGGAUGGAACCACAGAUUAUCGAAACCAAGAUGAGCUCACCAGGGUGAAGACUGAACAUGAUUACCAAGACAAACAAGGUGAUGCCUCGACGAUGCCAUCCGAUCCCCUACACAACAUCAGCUCAAGUCUCCGAUCAGUCGGACUAACCCCAGAUUCUGCCUCGAACACUUCCACCGGCAUUCAACGUCCACAACCGGUCUCACCAGAUUCAGGUAUCGCUAGAAUGACCAUCGAUAUGAUCUCAUCCGCUCAUCCAUCCGCUCGGUCGACUGCAGGAGCUGAAAGUGAAGUCGAGGUUAAACCCGAGAUUGUGAGUGAAUAUGGAGGUGGACAAGAAAGGGAAGAUGACCUUGCCGAUCUUGAUGAGGGGGAGGAAUUCUCGGGAGUAGGCGUAGACAUCACAUGA